UUUCUCAUUUGUUUUGGAACGAACUUUUAUAAACAAAAAGAAAAAAAUUACAUGUUUUAGAAAGUUUAUUCUAUAACAAAUAAAAACUAAAAAACUACAGAACUUGUAAGUCCCAAGUGGCGAUUCCAAUCCCUCAACGACUCCAAAUCCCCAAACUCUGCCGCGUUGCGUGACGGCUGGUCGCAACUCCGCCGUGAGCGGCGUGUCGUCUUCUCUGGUGUUUGCUGCUAUCCAAAAGAAACUAGCUGAUUUCACAUUUAUUGGAAGAACAGUUUGAAUUUGUGAAGUUGUAAGAGAAAUUGGUGCUUUUGAACCUAGAGAUCUUGCUUGAGCUUUAGAUUGUGUCAGGGCACAAGAGCUUGAAAUGACUGUCACAAAAACAUCCAAGAAAACUGGUGCUCCCCAAAUUGUUAAGUUGAACAAGGCAUUGAAAUUGGCCGAGUUAUGGGUAAAUAAUAUGAGCAAAGAUGAUGAUGAUCAUAGAACAAAGGCGGAUUUAGAGAGUAGACCUGCCGGGCUUGGUCUAGGUGCAAAAGUUUCACGCCAAUCAAAAUUUGUUCCUUCCGAUGACCCUGUCGAAAAGAAGUUGUAUGCCAAAUUGACAGCUGAAAAAAGAAAAGCAGCCAAUAUUGCUAAGGAGUCUGCCACAAUUGCGAGAGAUGGUUUAGAUGACGACGAAGACAGCGAGGACUUAGAUAGCAGAACUAAUGCGUUUGCUAAGAGGAAGGCAACGGCACCUUUGGCAUCAUCUAUAUUGCGAAAUAAGAAGCAGAAGUGACAUUCACUGAUGAGUUCUUUUUUGCUGCAAAGCUGUAAAGUAUCACAUUUUGCAUUUGCCUUGUUGGAAUUUUGGCUUAAUACUUGGUGCAGAUUUUUACGUAUCGUGACCGCUGUAGUGAAUGGGAAAAUAUUAGCAUGAAUUGUUCAUGCGAAGCUGUAGUGACUUGACCAAUGGCGUUUUUCUAGUUACAUAUUUUUACUUUAAUGUGUUACUUUAUACCA
Molecule: messenger RNA, 1002 nt
Organism: Vigna unguiculata (cowpea)
Lineage: Eukaryota; Viridiplantae; Streptophyta; Magnoliopsida; Fabales; Fabaceae
Source: RefSeq, a predicted model, not a curated record